CUGUUACAUCACCCGUUUGGAGAAAGGGAGUUGAAAUUGCGCAUGCGCAUUGCUUUUCUUGUCUGAAAUCGCAGCAGUUUGAUACGAGGAGAACGCAGCCGUAUAUAGUUGCUGAGGGCCGAAACAAAAAGGGGGACAAAAUCGUUAAAAUUCGUGUUUCCAGGCUGCUGUACAUACCUUCAUUCUUCAACCGAGCGUCUAAACUGGGGAAAUGGCGUCUAAAACCCGGCUUCUGAGUUGAUUUGAGUGAGGUUUCGAGCCGUUGUUUUUAGGGAGGGUGAUAGCAGUAUUGAACGAGAGUAUUUAUCACCAGAAAUAAGAGAGAGUUCUAUCGCGCUGGCUUCUGUCUGGAUCAAGUGAAUGAUUUGUAAGCGAGCAAAAGGUGUUCUGUAAUUUGCCAAGAUGAGCAGGCUCUGGAGGAGAGAUGUUCCCCUGGUGGCCCCUGGCUCCUCUGUGGGGGAGGUUGCACCCGGCCCUCACUCCACGGCCACCCCGGCCAGCCCCAACAUGUCAUGGAUCCCUGAGGAGCCCAUCACCCCGCUGGGGGAGCCCUUCUUCCUCAUGACCACCUCGGCACAGGCCAUCUCCGGCUUCUUCGUGUGGACAGCACUGCUCCUCACCUGCCAGCAGUGGCAGGAAUGUACUACAGUGGUUGGAGAUAUCUACAUGCACCUGCGCUACUACAGCGCCCCGAACGAGCAGAGAUACAUUGUGAGGAUCCUCUUCAUCGUUCCCAUCUACGCCUUUGACUCCUGGCUCAGUCUGCUCUUCUUCACCAAUGACCAGUACUACGUCUACUUCGACACGGUCAGGGACUGCUACGAAGCUUUUGUGAUCUACAAUUUCCUGAGCCUCUGCUAUGAAUUCCUCGGAGGGGAGAGCGCCAUCAUGUCAGAAAUCAGAGGGAAGACGAUUGAGUCCAGCUGUAUGUACGGAACCUGCUGCCUUUGGGGAAAGACCUACUCUAUUGGCUUCCUGCGUUUCUGCAAACAGGCGACUCUGCAGUUCUGCGUAGUCAAGCCCUUGAUGGCCAUGAUUACUGUGAUACUGCAAGCUUUUGGGAAAUACAAGGAUGGAGACUUCAACGUGGCAAGCGGAUACCUCUACGUGACGAUCGUCUACAACAUCUCGGUGAGCCUGGCUCUGUACGCGCUCUUCCUCUUCUACUUCGCCACUCGGGAGCUGCUCAGCCCCUACAGCCCUGUGCUCAAGUUCUUCAUGGUCAAGUCUGUCAUCUUCCUGUCCUUCUGGCAAGGCUUGCUGCUGGCUGUCCUGGAGAAGUGCGGGGCGAUCCCGAAGAUCAGUUCGGCGGAGGUGUCGGUGGGAGAGGGCACGGUGGCCGCCGGCUAUCAGAACUUCAUCAUCUGCGUGGAGAUGUUCUUCGCUGCCAUCGCCCUGCGCUACGCGUUCACCUACAAGGUCUAUGUGGACAAGCAGCUCGUCACACAGGGAAUACUUCCUACUUAUGGGCCCUAUGGUCGAUGCGCCCCGAUGAAAAGCAUCUCCAGCAGUCUGAAGGAGACCAUGAACCCCGGAGACAUUGUCCAGGAUGCCAUCCACAACUUCUCCCCUGCUUACCAGCAGUACACCCAGCAAUCCACGCUGGAGCCAGGCCCGGGCUGGCAGCGCAACGGACACGCCGUCUCACGCACACACAGCGUGGCGAGCAUGAGGGACAACGAGAAGACACUGCUGCUGAGCUCCGACGACGAGUUCUGAGAGAGCACAGCACAGACACACACACACACAAACACACACACAUACACACACACACACACACCUAAAUAAAACUGGCAUGGGGGAAGGGUCGUUUGGAACCAUUAUCAAAAGUCACGCGCCGGACAACUAGCGCCAUCUGCUGUUGGAGAGUAGGAACUAAUGCAUUCAAUCCAGCAUUUUAUUGUUCACAAACCUUUUUGAAAUAAACACACAACAUAACCCCUUUUAAAUACACUAUCCCACAAUUAGUUCAGAAAGCAGCCUAAAGAGGAGGUUUUACCCUACACAGUUUUAGGCUAUAUUCUACAGUUCCCUUUUAUGUGUGAAGCAGUUAUGUUUUUAUGGCUUGUCUGUUUUUACAGCAUUUCCGCAUUUUGACGGAAACUUAUACAAAUUCUGCAUUGCCACAAUUGCAACCACACUCAAUUCACAUGUAAACGCAGACCUCCACACAAACUAGCUAUGUUUUUAGGAUUACAAGUUACAAGUGUCCUGAAACUGCCAAUUGUCGAAACUAUUAUUCCAAAGGGCUUGCCAGUCUGCUGCUGUUGAGCGAAACCCCAAUGGUUCAUUCCAGCACUGCUUUUCCACAUUGCUUGUAAACCUUUUGAAAAAUGAGUGCAAACAUUUUACAGAGUGCUAACCAGAACUUCCUGUUCUUGCAGCAUCUUUGCAGUAACAUUGUUGCUUAUCAGGCAAAAACAUUUAUUUUUAAACCUUCCCAUGGUGUGUUCUCAUUACUGGAUAUGAGAGAGACUGUUCUCAAUAUUGUAAGGGCAGCACUUGAUGUGUAAUAGGUUGUACCCAGCAGGUUGUGGACUAAGAAUUGGAAUACCUGCCAGCUAUGCGCACCUUGUGGCAUCUCUGACUGCAUUUUUUCUUUACUGUUGUUUUUGCCCUUUUCUGUUUUUUCAUGAAACUGCAAAUGAUACAUUUUAGAUAUAGGACAAACAGAAGACCAUUGUGCAAAGAGCAGCCGAUCAGCUGAAAGGAGCAAAAGUAAAUCGCAUGAAACGGGAAAUCAGAGGGGUUUGGAAUAAGUGAAACUGCAUCGCCCUGUUGGCAAGUCCGUUCAGUCAUGGUGAGCAAGACUGGGUAGGUGCUUGGUUGCUGGUGCUUCCAUAUUGAAGCCUAAUGAUAGGCUGCACAUCCUGUUGAGUGCACAGCCUUUUAUAUAUACAGAGCAUCAAAAUAAACAUAUUACUAUUAAAACACAUUUAUUUUGUGGGGAAAAAAUAAGGUAUAUAAAUGAUGGACAUUGACGAAAUGUUUUUGGUUUCUUUUUAAUCACUUGAUCAUUCAUCCUUGACCAUGUCAUGCUUGAGUGACUAUGACUGAAGCAUAUGCACUUAAUCACCUAAUUAGUGAGACAGUUGAUUAGACACUGGAUAUGGAGUGAUUUCAGCUAUUGAAUUGCAAGCUCCAAUAAAGCAAUAAAGAAAAUCACAGAAAAAAAAAACAAUAUGCCACGUCUGUCAAGAGAGCAAUGUCUUCGUGCAAUCAGCAUGUUGGAGGCUAGAUUAGAGCAGCGUACUGUGGCUCGUCGCCUUGGGUGCUCACAGCCAGCAAUUUCAAACCUGGCGAGACAGUAUAACCAGACACACUCGGUCAAUGACAGGCCACGAACUGGGAGACCAAGAGUCACAACACCUGCCCAAGAUCGACAGAUCAUUUUGCAGCAUCUUCGUGAUGUCAUUUUUUAAUCAGCACAAUAAAAAGUCACUGCACCUGCUCUUAAACAGAGUUUGCAAUUUUUCGAUCCAUCUAGUGAAUUUUAUCCAAAUAUAAGUGAUGUUUCUUUUGAUGCUCAGUAUACAUUAAAGAAGUAUUGUGUUGAUGGGACACAAGGCUACAGCAGCAUGGUGACAUGACAGUUAAGGCCUGGAACAAAAACUGGAAAAUACUUUCUGGGGCCAGAUUUAAUAUAUUUGCUUUAAUUUAUUAUUUUCUAUUCAGUUAAUUUGACUGGGAAACUAAAGGCCUGAAUUAGAUAACUUGUACCAUGGACACAGAUAUUUAGCAUAGUGCCAACAAACGUCUAUAGACACUGAUAGCAGUGCUAGAAUUUAGAUUUAAUCCAGUCUAAGUGUUUGCUCAGUUUUAAGUUAUUGCCAGAUGGAAUAAGGUCUAAAAUAUAUUCUUCAGACCACAUCACUUUUUUUUUUUUUUUUUUUUUAACAAGAGAAAUGAUUCGUUUUGAUUUCGAUUUGACUUUUUUUUUUUUUUUUUAAGGAUAUACCGUAGCAAUUAAAAAAAAAAAAAAAUACAUUCUGGCAUACAUAAAGGGCACCCAAAUUUGGGGUCCUUAUAUAUGGCUACAGUUAUUGCAUUAAUAUGUCGAUAUGUUGUUCUAUUGUACAGUUGUACUAUUUAAAUGUCAAACAAGAAACGUGUAUCGUAACUUAAGAAAAGCAUUUACUGCCCUGUGGCAAGUUCACACAAGUGUGCAGAAAGCUGGUUUUACCAUCAGCUAGUGAUCUCAGCUAGUGGUCUUUUGAAACUUGCCCAUCGUCUUUUAAUGAUACUAAGCAGCAUCUUGUCAAUCUUAUCAAUUGGCCUUUCACCGGAGGUUCAAGUCCGAGUUUGGGGGCCUCAACUUGGCUCCCCAUUUGUGACAUCUGAGGCUUUUUGAAGUUUAAUUAAACACGCCUUUCGGACCAUGUUGUCAAAGCUUUCCUCCAUUCUUUAAUUGACUCCUGUUUUUUAAAAGGAGAAAAGUGUUAAAAAAAAUGAGAAAAAAAAACACCUUGAUGCUGCUUAAGAGAACUCUGAUUGUAUUAUUUGUUUGUUUAUAGUUUUGUAAAAUUAACAGGCAUUUUACCUUUUUAAAAAAUAAGAGUUCACUAAAGACUGGAGUAAACCCUUUGAAAACAUGACUCCUCAAUUCCUGGUCCUAGAUUAAAUACUCCUGAAUCGCAACCAAUGGAGAUCACCUAUACUCUUUACUGGUGACCAAUCCCCGUACUAGCUGUGGAUUAUAAUGAUAUGCCCAACCUUUCCAACCUCUCCCUCCAACUUCAGGGCAAGUCAGUCUUCUCUGCAAUCAAAGACUUGUAGCUUAGAAGGACUCCCAGUGGACAUCCUUGAAUUCAGCAUUAUAAAUCUCACCUAAAUUCACAUAAAAUAGUGAUGUUUUUAAAUGACCAAGUAGUUUCCCAUGUAUAAAAUUGGUUGAACCACUGGGCAAUUGACAGUCGAAGCUCAGCUAAAUGUAGGAUAAUUCUAUCAUACUCCCAGAAAUGGGAGCCUGCAUAUCCCCACACCCUUCCAUUCCAGUGUGGGUGGUCAGCUUAUAAAACUCUACCAUCAUCCUGAGAUUUACAGUUUAUAUUUUAAUAUAUUAUUUUUAGCUGUUUUUUCUACUCCCCAGGUUACAACGGGGGUGAAGAAUCAGCUUUCAGUCUUUUUUGUUGUUCCUUUUUUUAUACAUCUCAAGUGAAGUGUGUUUUUUUUUUUUGUCUUUUUAUUUGAUGUUUGUCAUUUUAAUAAUACGUCGGACACCUCUCUUGCCAACUGUCCCUUACUGUUAAUGAUAUCAUUCUUCACUCAUUUGGGUCCAUUGUUGUGAGAUUUCACUUUAACGAAACAUAUCAAUUCCUGGUCAUAGAUUAAAUGAUACCAAAUCAAUAGAUAUUGCCUUAAAGUCUACACUGGUGACCAAUCUCCCGACUAGCUAUGGAUUACAAGAACGUGUCCAAAAUGUUUAUCCUGUCCCUCCAAAGUAAGGGCAGUCAGUCUUCUCCAUAUGAAAGGAUUGAAGCCUAGCGAUCCAAUACAAAGAUAUAAAGCAACAAGCCUACCAGUAUGUUCAGAUAUCACUGUGUUGUUAACACGCUAAUGGAUUAUCAAUGCAGUGCCCCAUGCAAUAUCAUAUUCAAUCUGGAUCAUUCUUUUGAUAUGUUAUAUAACCAAGGAAAAAAAAUCAAAUUACACAUGAAAUGUAAUAAUUUGCAUUUUUGUUCUCCAGCACUUCUGAUUUGUAUUAUAAUUUUUAUUUCUCCAGUUGUUUACUGUUAAGGAACAGCAUUAUCACAUAAAUUGAACACAUUUUGGGGUGAAAAUCUGACUUUCUUACCACUUCCCCGCUAUGAAAAUGGUGUGCAUGGUAUAAAUAUUUGUGAAAAACUGUUCUGAAUUUGUGCAAUGUGUAUCGAAAUGUAACUGCAACAGGCAGACACUAAACCCCCUUACCCCUGCGGGCUGCUAUGACACACUUUGAAAUGUCUGGACACUGCAAAGUUUGUUUUAAACCACAUUUAAGAGCGAGCUGGGAUUUAAAGGGGUAGCAUUUAUCAUUGUUUUAAAUUGACUGAACAAUUUGGUUUUGUAACAUCCCCAAUCAGCUACAUUUUCAGCUGCAAUCUUGAGAUAAGGCUUUUAAGCCAUGUUCUUACCUCUCAUUGGCUGAAUCUCAACAGGCAGUGUUGUGCCAAUGCUUUUCAAAUGUCAUUUGUAUUUAGUUUGCCCACGAUGACAUGUUGUGCACUUUUGUGUGGACAUUUGGGAACGUCUUCACAUUUCCCAUUCUGCUAAAUUAGCAUUAAAAAUGAAAUAAAUGCAUAGUAAACUUAUUCAGAACUAGAUACAAGGUGCAUGGAGGAGCUCUGAAAUGAACUGCCUGAGUAAUUUAAUUGAACAUCAAAGUGUUGUGUUUUUUUUUGGUUUUUUUUUUAGAAUAAUUUUUGUGAAUCUAAACCAGUACAGUAUAUUAUGGUGGGCUAGAGAAUCAGGCAGGGUGUCAGCCCCAGUUAACACCCUGGCAUACUGCAAAAAUAACAUCAAGCAAUUCCGUUGUGGUAGGGAUUGGUAGAAAUACAAGAUGUAUUGACCUUUUAGAGGCGCAAAACAGCCCUGGGUAGUAACUUGCUGUGAAAUGCAAACCUCAGCUUUCAAUGAUAGAUCUAGGGUUUCUCUAAAACAUUUCCAUUGUAUUCUUCUAAGAUUCUCCAUAAGUUAGUGUUCCUGUUUAUCGUUGUAGUUUGCUCUUGCUGAUAUACCUCUAGUGGGGAUUCAGAGCAAAGUGUGUCAGAUUACUAAACGCACAGGCUCGUUUUCAUUAUAGCUCUGCGUGAACAACACAUAAACACGACAGUGCAAUAUUAACACUUUGUAUUAUCUGGGAAGAUAGUGCUGUGAACAGACUUUAUUUGAAGCUUUGGCAAUUCUGAAGCAGGAAAAAGAAAUCCCAAGCUGUCAUUAAAAGACUGAAGGUUGGGGGAAGAAACAAAGAGUUUGUGAUCUUAAACCCUAAUGACAAUGUUUUUCCAAUUACAGAGGCUGUUACUGCAGAAAAUGUAGUAUAACUGGCUGUCCACUAAGUGCAGAUUGAGUUUAAAACGAAACUCGGAUGAUCAGAUUGAUUGCACAAAGGAAGUCACCAGAAAUAAUAAAUGUGUUAUUGAAUUAUUACCACUGACCUUUCCUUCCCUAAGCUGCUUCAAACAGUUCAAUUCAGAGUGGCUUGUUGCUGUCAGCCCCGCACUCCCUGUAACACUAGUGUCAUUUUUAUUGCAGAAAAGUGGCUUACAGUACUGUAUACAAAUAUUGGAAUAUUGAAUAGGAAUAAUAUUGUAUGAUAUCUCAGAGAUACAGACACCUAGUUUUGUACCGUCAGUGUUUUUCUUAUUUCUUCUUGUUUUUCUUGAUCUGGUAUAUUGACAUAAAGCUGCAGAGAUUCCGCUUCUAUUUUUGCCUUUGUGAUGUUAACAAAAAAAUAAAUAAAAAUUAUAUAGAUUGUC
Acipenser ruthenus (sterlet) is the source of this 7457-nucleotide messenger RNA. Its product is annotated as transmembrane protein 184B-like. The record is from RefSeq and is a predicted model, not a curated record. NCBI's taxonomy places the organism in Eukaryota, Metazoa, Chordata, Actinopteri, Acipenseriformes, Acipenseridae. Gene Ontology annotation, molecular function: transporter activity. Gene Ontology annotation, biological process: transport. The transcript has 11 exons. The coding region runs from base 403 to 1719 and encodes 438 amino acids.